This is a messenger RNA of Balaenoptera ricei (Rice's whale), 2093 nucleotides long. RefSeq names its product NHERF family PDZ scaffold protein 2 (gene NHERF2). The record is from RefSeq and is a predicted model, not a curated record. The transcript is spliced from 5 exons. NCBI's taxonomy places the organism in Eukaryota, Metazoa, Chordata, Mammalia, Artiodactyla, Balaenopteridae. Gene Ontology annotation, cellular component: apical plasma membrane. Gene Ontology annotation, biological process: protein localization to plasma membrane. Bases 176 to 1243 code for a protein of 355 amino acids. Gene Ontology annotation, molecular function: protein-membrane adaptor activity; signaling receptor binding.
GAUCCGGAGCCGGAGGCGACGGGAGCCGAGCGGGAGCCGCCGAGGCCACCACCGGGUCCCCAGCGCCGCCGCCGCCUCCGCGCCCCACCCCGAGCCGGCCCCCGCGCCCCUGCCUGCUGGCGGCGGGCGUGAGCGCCGUGGCCAGCCCUUGGCCGGCCGGUGGGCAGCCGGCACCAUGGCCGCACCGGAGCCUCUGCGGCCGCGUCUGUGCCGCCUGGUGCGCGGCGAGCACGGCUACGGCUUCCACCUGCACGGCGAGAAGGGCCGCCGCGGGCAGUUCAUUCGGCGCGUGGAGCCCGGUUCCCCGGCGGAGGCGGCCGCACUGCGCGCCGGAGACCGGCUGAUCGAGGUCAACGGCGUCAACGUGGAGGGUGAGACGCACCACCAGGUGGUGCAGAGGAUCAAGGCCGUGGAGGGGCAGACUCGGCUGCUGGUGGUGGACAAGGAGACGGACGAAGAGCUCCGCCGGCGGCAACUGACCUGCACUGAGGAGAUGGCCCAGCGAGGGCUGCCGCCUGCCCACGACCCCUGGGAGCCAAAGCCGGACUGGGCACGAGGGGGCAGCCUCAGCUCUGAGGUCGUUCAGAAGGAUGUCAACGGGCCCCUGAGGGAGCUGCGCCCGAGGCUCUGCCACCUGCAAAAAGGCCCCCAGGGCUACGGGUUUAACCUGCACAGUGACAAGUCCCGGCCUGGACAGUAUAUCCGCUCGGUGGACCCGGGCUCACCUGCUGCCCACUCUGGCCUCCGUGCCCAGGACCGACUCAUAGAGGUGAACGGGCAGAAUGUGGAGGGGCUGCGCCACGCGGAGGUGGUUGCCAGCAUCAAGGCACGGGAGGACGAGGCCCGGCUGCUUGUGGUGGACCCCGAAACAGAUGAGCACUUCAAGCGGCUGCGGGUCACACCCACUGAGGAGCAUGUGGAAGGAUGGCAGUACCUGGAAGCGCGACCCUUUUCAGGAGAGCGGCCUCCACCUGAGCCCCACUGCAGCCGAGGCCAAGGAGAAGGUGAGAGCCACCAGGGUCAACAAGCGGGCGCCGCAGAUGGACUGGAACCGGAAGCGAGAGAUCUUCAGCAACUUCUGAGCCCUCCCUGCCUGUUUCCUGCCGGGCUCCUCCUGCACGGACCUUGGGCCUUGCCCCUCGGGCCCGCCCAGAGCUCCCCUCAGUGGACUGGAGGGGGCAUCCUUACUCCCCAAGCCGUGGUGGUCCCACCACCACCCAAGAACCAACCUGUGCCCCAGUGAGACCCCGUCCUGCCCCCAACCCGCUGGGUGCUAGGGGAGUGUGGCAGCAAGAUGGGGAGAGAGAGCCCCGAGAUGUGAGAUACCCAGAGAGACAAUGAGGGGAUGUGGGGAGAGGAAGAGAGAGGGAGAUGGGGGAGAGAGGGAGAGGGGGAGAGGGGGAGAGGGAGUGGUCACCCGCAGGGCCCGGCCCUUGCUGCUCUGCCUGGGCCUGCUGACUUAAAGGAAUUUGUGUUUUUGCUUUUUUUCCAGAAAGAGCUCUAGCUCCACACAUGUUUCCACUUAAUACCAGAGCCCUGCCCCCACCCCCCUCAGGACGUGCUCUCUAAAUAAUUGCAAUAAAACAAACCUUUCUCUGCAAACCAUUUCCUCCCCACCCCCUCAGCAGCAGCCAUCCCAAGUGGGAGUGCCAGGGAUGUCCAGGGACAGAGUUGGGGGGCUUGCAGGCCGUGUUCAUGCAGGCUUUGGGGGGUGCUGGGGAUGCCAGAUGUGGCUGUGAGAGCUGCCCCUCUGCCCCGUCCCUGCCCUCCUUGGGGUGGGGGGUCUGGGGUACAGGGCCUGGGCUCUUUGAGGGGCCUGAGGAUGGAGGCCCUGUGCCCCUGAGGAGGGUAGACUCUGGACAGGCCCCUUGUCCCUGCAUGGCAGCCCCUAGGCCUUCGGGGUGUGACUGUGUGAGAGCCUGCCCCCAGGAAGGACCUCAGGCUCUGGGCUUGGCCCCUGCUGGGAGCCUCCCCCUGAGGAAACCCCACCGACUCUGCCUUCCCCCUGCCCAGAACCUGACCGACCGACAUCGCUGUCUGCCCCAUAAGCCAUAGCACAUGCACGCCUUCAGAAUAAACAGGCCUUUCUUGGA